Messenger RNA from Prorocentrum cordatum, 1035 nucleotides. The record is from the annotation of a GenBank genome assembly. NCBI's taxonomy places the organism in Eukaryota, Dinophyceae, Prorocentrales, Prorocentraceae.
GCGCGGAUUGCCUCCGCCGCGCCGCCGGCGAAAAAAUGUCCGCGGCCACCCGGGUCAAGGCGCGCUCCCGCCAGCAGGCGCCUGCGCGCCGCAGGCGUGGGCAGGCCGAGCGGCCGCGCUUGGCCAUGUCUAGCUACACGUACCUGGCGAGGCCCCGCCAGGGGCAGAGGCCACCCAGCGACGUCGUGGCGGGCAGCGAGUGGAGCACCGCGGUGGGCAUCGGGCAGUGCCUCCAGACAAAGGGCUACUGCCUGAUAAACGACCUGAUCCCGGACUCCGCCGCCAGCGCGGCCCGGGACGCGUGCUCGGACGAGGUGGAGUGGCGAUGCCCGGCGCCAUUGAUCCAGGAGGGCCUCCUGGGCCCCGAGGGCUCCUGCCGGAUCGCCGGCAUGUCGCCCGAUGAGGAUUCGGAAGGCGAGAUGCUCGAGGCGUUCCGGCUCAUCGACCACGAGAUGGGCCGGCUCUGUGACGCCGUCGCUUCGACCCAGGACCUGUGCGGCUUCCGCUGCUCGAGCCGCAGCCGAGGGUGUCUGCACGAGGCCGGAGGCGUGGAGCUCGAGGACGCCGAGCUGACGGACGCCGAGGCGCACGACUACGCGGGCCUGUUCGCCACGCGCAAGGUGAUGGUGCUUGUCCUCCUGGGGCCCGCUGCGGGCCUGAUGGACCUGCAGCCCUACGACGAGGACGCCCCCGGGGUCGAGCUGCUCGUCGCGCCGGGCGCCGCCGUGAUCGUGCGGACCGACCAGCUGUCCUGCGCGCUGUCCGCCCCCGGAGGCCGGGACAGGUGCUACGCCGCGACCUGCUACAUGUUACAGCCGGACAUCCUGAAGAUGCACCGCGAGCGCAUGCAGGAGCACCUGACCCCGGCGGCGCUAAACCUCGACGCGUGGGUGGAGGAGCGCCUCCGGGAGAUCAAGGAGGCGGAGCCGGCAGAGCAGGACUCCGCGGAACAGCAGUCGGCGUGCAGGAAAAAUGGGAUCGUUUUCUUAUUCGUUGUUUUGCCGAUCGGCGCGGGCCCCUCGCACCUCACCUCCC